AUGGACUCGUGGGUUUCGCACGAUGGCCUCCCAGCUUACGGGUCUCGUGAGCAUCCCAUCACUUUCUCUCCAACUCCGUCACCCCCGUCUCCUCCUUACGACGCCAAUGCGCAGGUAGAAGGCGAUAUCAAGCUUCCGAUUCCGAAUCCCAAUCGAAGAGAUCGACUCAAAGAUAUGAAGUUCGGGCCGUACAGUCCGCUGAUAGAUUCGGACAGCGAUGCAAUAGAACCUACUGCUUCCGACGAUGAGGACGACGACCGAAAGGCUACGGGAUUUCCGGCCUCCUCUUCCAUUUCCUUCCGCCGCCCACAUACCCAACCAAACGACCAGCCAAGAGAGACGACGCUCGCCGGCCCGGCCAUGGGCUUUCAAGCCUCCUCUUCCAUUUCCUUUCGCCGCCCAAACAACCAGCCAAACAACCAGCCAGGAGAGAGGACGCUCGCUCCUUUCGUCUGGGACGCUUCUUCGCAAGGGAAUCUCACCGCGCCUUCGGCCGCCACACGAGGAUCCACCGCCACGACCCAUACCGCUGCCGAGCUCGACAUGGGCCUGUCACCUGUAGCGGAUAACAGGCAUACUCUUAACACCACUUCAAGGAACGAGUUCAGUCUGCCGGUUCCUGUUGCGACUCUCCGACCCGGAAAAGCCGUCAAGAGCAAUUCGGGUGAGCGGAUCGGCCACCGACCUUUGAUGUUACGACCGACGGCGGGAUCAUUAUCAACGACAAGAUUACGACGGACAACGGGAUCGGCAUCGCCGCUACUUUCAUCUACAGCACUACAGUUACAGUCGUCGCUAGCAUCAGCACUAGCAGCAGCGCUAGCAGCCUCGUCAGCAGCAGCACCACCACCACCAUCAAUUCAAUCCCGUCCGACCUCUAGACCCGUCGUGGAAAUCACCCCGGGCAAAACGUGGUGGGUACCCGGUUGGUGUGCCGGCCCCGAUGGAAAACCGAUGCGGAUCUCGAGCGAAGGCAGAUAA
This is a messenger RNA of Drepanopeziza brunnea f. sp. 'multigermtubi' MB_m1, 981 nucleotides long. The record is from RefSeq and is a predicted model, not a curated record. NCBI's taxonomy places the organism in Eukaryota, Fungi, Ascomycota, Leotiomycetes, Helotiales, Drepanopezizaceae.